AUGUCCACAUCUGCGAAACAACUCAGAAAGGACAAAGAUGUCCAAAAGGGCCAUGUCCGCUAUCCCUUCUGGUUCGGCGGCUCAGCAUCGUGUUUCGCAGCCUGCAUAACCCACCCACUGGACUUAGUCAAGGUUCGGCUCCAGACGCAGCAACAUGCCAGGCCACGACGGAAUAUGGUGCAGAUGUUCCUCCACAUAGCAAAGGAGCAUGGCAUACUCGGACUGUACAAAGGCCUCUCGGCCUCCCUGCUCCGCCAGUUGACCUACUCCACAACCCGCUUCGGCGUCUACGAGGAGCUGAAGGGAGUCUUCUCUUCCGCUAAGCAGCAGCCCUCCUUCCCAACCCUCGUCGCCAUGGCCAGCACAUCCGGCUUCCUCGGCGGCGUAGCUGGCAACCCUGCCGAUGUUCUCAACGUCCGCAUGCAACACGACGCCGCCCUUGACCCGAGAGACCGGCGAAACUAUAAGCACGCCAUUGAUGGCUUGACGAGGAUGGUCAGGGAGGAGGGCUGGAAAAGCUUGUGGAGGGGCGUCUGGCCAAACAGCAUGCGCGCCGUGCUGAUGACCGCCUCGCAAUUGGCCUCGUACGAUACCUUCAAGGCUCAAUUGCUAGCCCACACCUCUCUCACCGACAAUCUCACUACGCAUUUUACCGCCUCCUUCCUUGCCGGCUUCGUCGCCACGACUGUCUGCUCCCCUGUAGAUGUGAUAAAGACGCGCGUUAUGAGCGCGCAUGAGAACAAAAGUUUGGCGAGGUUGCUGGCGGAUAUCUACCGCCUGGAAGGCUUUGGAUGGAUGUUCAGAGGCUGGGUCCCCAGCUUUAUUCGGUUGGGGCCGCACACUAUUGUAACGUUCUUAUUCUUGGAACAGCACAAGAAGAUCUAUAGAAGCCUGCGAGGGCAUGACCAGUAA
Coniosporium apollinis CBS 100218 is the source of this 912-nucleotide messenger RNA. RefSeq lists its product as uncharacterized. Gene Ontology annotation, molecular function: sulfate transmembrane transporter activity; oxaloacetate transmembrane transporter activity; succinate transmembrane transporter activity. Bases 1 to 912 code for a protein of 303 amino acids. Gene Ontology annotation, biological process: malate transmembrane transport; phosphate ion transmembrane transport; oxaloacetate transport. NCBI's taxonomy places the organism in Eukaryota, Fungi, Ascomycota, Dothideomycetes. The transcript is spliced from 4 exons. Gene Ontology annotation, cellular component: mitochondrial membrane. The record is from RefSeq and is a predicted model, not a curated record.